Phlebotomus argentipes is the source of this 818-nucleotide messenger RNA. Its product is annotated as protein lethal(2)k10201. The transcript has 2 exons. The record is from RefSeq and is a predicted model, not a curated record. Bases 32 to 733 code for a protein of 233 amino acids. Lineage: Eukaryota; Metazoa; Arthropoda; Insecta; Diptera; Psychodidae.
CCUCUUUUCCCAGUUUGUUUACAACUUGGCCAUGUCUGAUGGAUUUUACUCGGUUGAAUCCCUUUUACACCUCUUUCGCAAAUUCGGUGUUGGUUUCCGGCCAGCCACGGACACCUUCUUCGAUGCUGGCAACAAACUCAUCAAGCCAUUCAUCCGGAUGGGCGUCGUGAGCAAUCCUCCAGACGUCGACGCUUUCCGCCCAGUGGAUAUCAUAUCCUGCAGUGUUCCUCACUGCGAAGCUCAAUUCGAGAGCCUCGAGAACUACGAGAAUCACUACAACUCCCUGCACAGAUUCACUUGCGCCGAGUGCCGGAAGUCAUUCCCAUCGGCGCAUUUGCUGGACUUGCAUGUGUCGGAGAAUCACGAUUCCUUCUUCCUGGUCAGCACGAAGAAGCGCCCAAUGUAUUGCUGCUACAUCGAGGAGUGCGGCGAGAAGCAUUGGACUUCGGAGGAGCGUCGAGAUCACUGCAUUUCAGUGCACAAAUUCCCCCACAAUUUCCGCUUUGGGCUGCCGAUGAAGGUGACCAAGGAGGAUGCCAAGAUGGACACAUGUCAGCCCCAGGAGGGCGCCAAGGAGACGAAGAAAGCACUGAAGUCCUUCACAUUCGGCCACGGCGUGACCAGAACAUUCGAAAAGGGCGCCGCGAAGCAAAAGACUGGCAAAUCUCGCAUCCUCGAGGACGAUGGAAACAAGGAUAUGGUCAUGGAUCUCAUGGAGAGUCUCCCGGAGUAGUUUUCUCUCUCUCGCGUGAAUUUUGAUAAAUAUAUAAUAAAUACACUUUAAUAUUAUCUACAGGCAAUAAAUAACGAGAUACUCA